Messenger RNA from Pseudonaja textilis, 2179 nucleotides. RefSeq names its product ras-related protein Rab-6B-like. Gene Ontology annotation, molecular function: GTP binding; GTPase activity. NCBI's taxonomy places the organism in Eukaryota, Metazoa, Chordata, Lepidosauria, Squamata, Elapidae. The record is from RefSeq and is a predicted model, not a curated record.
CGCGGGCGCGCGAGGCCGGAAGCGACGCAGGCGGCUGCCAGGCGGUGGAAGCGCACCCGCUGAGGCGAUUCUCUCUCUCUCUGUCUCUCUCUCUCUCUCUGUCUUUUCUCGGCCCGGCUUCGCCCCGCCGCCGUCCCCGCUCCCCAAGCCAUGUCGGCGCCCGGAGGAGCCGGCGGAGAAUUCGGCAACCCGCUGCGAAAGUUCAAGCUGGUUUUCCUCGGCGAGCAAAGCGUUGGAAAGACCUCCUUAAUCACUAGAUUUAUGUAUGACAGUUUUGACAACACUUAUCAGGCCACCAUUGGAAUUGAUUUCCUUUCAAAGACUAUGUAUUUAGAAGACCGCACGGUCCGACUUCAGCUUUGGGACACAGCAGGCCAGGAACGGUUCCGUAGCCUCAUUCCCAGCUACAUACGUGACUCAACUAUUGCAGUGGUAGUCUAUGACAUUACAAAUCUGAAUUCCUUCCAGCAAACCUCCAAAUGGAUCGACGAUGUGCGAACAGAAAGAGGAAGUGAUGUCAUCAUUAUGCUGGUGGGCAAUAAAACUGACCUUGCAGAUAAAAGGCAGAUUACUACGGAAGAAGGUGAACAGAGAGCCAAAGAACUAAGCGUGAUGUUCAUUGAGACUAGUGCGAAGACGGGCUACAACGUGAAGCAGCUUUUCCGCCGUGUUGCUGCUGCGUUACCUGGGAUGGACAACGCUCCAGAGAAAAGCAAAGAUGACAUGAUUGACAUCAAAUUAGAGAAACCUCCUGAGCAGCCUGUGACGGAGAAUGGCUGUUCUUGUUAAAUGUUCUCCAGCGUGGCAGCCCCCCCUUCCCAGUUAGCCAGUUCAGUCUCUCACUGAAGAGCUCCACUUCUUACUGACUACCAAAACACGACUUUUCCAAGGGCCCGAGAAGGCCACUACUAGGCGAUUGGAGUCAUCCCGCCUCCUCUUCCUCCUCCCUCCCCACCCCCUCCUCCCGCGUCGUGUGGGCAGCCCCAGUCGCUCCCGUUUACUGCAUGGUGUGAACCCUCCAAUGCCUCUUGCCCUUCGUUGGUUGUUGCACUUUGGUGCUGCUGUGGCACUUUUUUUUUUUUUUUUGCUAGGUUUCCUUGCCGGGUUGUCCUAUGAAUGUGCAAGGGAGGAACUUUGUCCAUCUUUAAAAAACAAAACAAAAAACCCAAUAUUGAUAAACUUACCAUAAAGGAACUAAGGCAUUCUUCCUUUCUCCACCUCCCUCCUUUUUUCAAAACAACAAACAAAAUCCUUUCUACCGCUGCUUUUUAUUCACUUGCACAUUUGGGUAAGUCUUCACUGGUAGCAAGAAGAAACCUGUCCUGUUUUUCUUUCCUCACGGAUGGUGCUAAGGCAGAAAGGAACACCUCAGAGAGGGUUGACAUGACGUUCUCUCUCUCUCUUCCUAGAUUAUCUUCCGUAUCUUUUAUCCCAGGUGGACUGUUUUAUUUCUCCUCUCUCUCCCCCACCCCACCCCGGCAUCGUCUGUUGCUGGAUAUGUACAGAGAUGGUAGGCAGAAAUGGACCGAUUGGGUGAAGGGUUCUGAGUCCUUAUGUGGGAAACCUGGUUCCUGCAUAGUGCUGAGUUGCGAGUUUCCAAAAUGGAGGACGCAUAUUCUCCAGCAGUUUAUUCCACCCUGCUCUCUCCUCUUGAUAACUCUCCAUAAAAAUAAAAAAAUCUUGUUCUUCAUGAGUUCUGAAGUGGAGAGUAGCUGGAUUAAACAGAGACUUCUCUUAGGCUCAGACCAAUGCCAGGAGCUGCUAUUUUUAAAUAAUUCAUCACUCACGACUCAUUUGAAUUAUGCAAAGUGCUUUACAACUGCCUCCACUUUUUGCUUCGUUCCUUGGUUUGUCAUUUUGAAUUAUGUCUCUGCAUCAGUCUUCUCCAACCUAUAGAUGCGCCAAAGUACUCUUUCUAUAUUCCUAGUCACUAAGGCCCAGAAUUUGCAAACUUGGAACGUGUUAGGUUGGGGAGAGAUCCCAUAGAUUGCUGUAGAGUCUCACUAUUGGAAGGUCCUUUUUCUGAAUUCUGGGUCUUUAAUCCACUCCUUUAUUCUGGCCUUCAAAACAUAGAUAUCUAGUUAAACAUGGAGUUGUUCGUUUUUAUUUCGUGUACAGUGGAAGAAAUGCUAAUCCUUGUCAGAUGUCUGCUGGUUCUACAAAGAAUAUUGUACGUAUU